Molecule: messenger RNA, 1330 nt
Organism: Contarinia nasturtii (swede midge)
Lineage: Eukaryota; Metazoa; Arthropoda; Insecta; Diptera; Cecidomyiidae
Exons: 7
Coding region: 82-816 (244 amino acids)
Biological process (GO): plasma membrane phospholipid scrambling
Cellular component (GO): plasma membrane
Molecular function (GO): phospholipid scramblase activity
Source: RefSeq, a predicted model, not a curated record
CGUAGGAAAUUUACCUUUUUUGGAAAAUAUUCAACCAAAAACUGUUUAAGCAUAAAAAUAAGCAGUAUUGAAAGUACAGUGAUGGAGGUAAAUUCAAAAGCAGUUCAAGGAAAUUCCAGCAAAAUAAAUAUGGUUUCGAUGAUUUCAAAUCAAGGCCAUCAAACUUCAAUCGGUCCUGUCACAUCGCAACCACAGCGAAACGAUUUUCCGAAUGACCUGAAUGAUUCGCCCGGCUUGGAAUACUUAAAAAAUCGCGAUCGAUUGUUUGUUAAACGAAAAAGUAACUGUUGUUCAUAUGGCCGAGAGUUUUUCAUAAAAACCAAAUUAAAGGAAGAUAUAUAUGUGGGCAUUGAAGCUGAUAAUUGGUGCACACUUGGAUGUUCAUCACUUGAAAUGAAAAUUUCGGAUCUUCGCGGAAACGAAGUGUUACAAUUUACACGUUUUCCCGAAUGUAUGACUAGCUAUUUCGAAGUGAAAACACCUUCUGGACAAAUGAUUGCGCGAGUGAAAGAAAAGUUAACAUGGUGUUCGAACGAAAUUAUUGUCACAAAUCACAACGAUGAAACAAUAUUACGCCUGGUUCAAAAAAGCUGUAACAGAAGAGCACCUUUUAAGAUCCUAACAAUGGACGGAGAUCAAGUUGGUUUUAUUAAUAGAGUAAAAUAUUCGGAAGAUUUUUGCGAUGCUACAUACGCCAUGGAAAUCAACUUUGAUACCAACUUAAAUAUUCAUAUGAAGGCGGCUUUGAUUGCAGCAAGUCUUUUAUUGGAAAUAAAACAAAGACGAAACAAUGCUGCUGUUGUAGCAAUCGUGUAAAGUUUAUCUGAGAAUAGACUUGAAACCCAAUUUUAAUUUCACAUUUUCAAAGAAAUGACCAAUUGUCCUAGUGAAUGAUGAUCCAGAAAUGUGAAUAAUAGCUGUCAAAAGCUUACUUGAUAUGCACAAUACUCUUGAACAACCCGUGUGGAAAAAAAUUGACUGUCUGACUGGUUAGCUGAAAUCGACUGAAAUUGGAUUUUGUUAACUGAAGUCGUCUACCCAGUCGACUUUAGUCGUCUUUGUAUCUCAUCUUAAACAGAUAACUAAUUUGGGACGUUUUUGUCUAUAGUCAACUGCGAUUGAAGUUGAAUCAAGUUAUAUUUUUCUCUACUUGGAUUGACUGAAAAACUUCAAUCACAGUUGGCUUCAGCCAAUUCGUCUUAGUUAACUGACUAGUCAGUCAGUAAUUUUCCACAAGGGAAUGAACACCAACAGAUUGUAAACAACAUUGUCAUUUUCCAGCUGAACGUAUCUCAAAACGUCACUGUGUGCUUCGCUUUCGCAGUCAUCU